Molecule: messenger RNA, 710 nt
Organism: Lycium ferocissimum
Lineage: Eukaryota; Viridiplantae; Streptophyta; Magnoliopsida; Solanales; Solanaceae
Product: cathecol O-methyltransferase 1-like
Exons: 1
Coding region: 118-540 (140 amino acids)
Biological process (GO): methylation
Molecular function (GO): S-adenosylmethionine-dependent methyltransferase activity; protein dimerization activity; O-methyltransferase activity
Source: RefSeq, a predicted model, not a curated record
AAGGCACUAACUAACCCCCACUGUACUUGAUCAUUGAGGCCUAACAAAAAAAAAACACUCUUAAAAAAAGAAAGAAAAAGACUUAGCUAAUUCUUGUUGAUCUCCAAAAUUUUAGCUAUGGGAUCCGCAGCAGAUAUCAAAUUGCCAACACAAUCACAAGAAGAGCGCGAUUGUACGGUUGCCAUGCAGCUACUAUCAUCAUCAGUUCUCCCCUUCGUGUUGCAUUCGUCAAUCCAAUUAGAAGUAUUCGAAAUACUUGCAAAAGAAGCUAAGGCCACUAAACUAUCUGCUUUAGAAAUUGUUUCACACAUGCCUAACUGUAAGAACCCUGACGCGGCCAUUAUGCUGGACCGGAUGCUUUACGUGUUGGCUAGUUAUUCGUUGCUCGAUUGCGACGUUGUUGAGGAAGAAAAUGGGGUGGCUAAAAGGUGCUAUGGUUUGUCUGGUGUGGGGAAAUUCUUUGUCCGUGAUGAAGAUGGUGCGUCCAUGGGGCCAUUGUUGGCUUUGCUUCAAGAUAAAGUAUUCAUUAACAGCUGGUGAGUUUUGUCUUUUCACGGUAUUUAUUCCUCUUUUUAAACCCCACUAACAAUAUAUUAUCACCUUUUAAUCACAAGAUUCUUAAAUUUUUAACCAUUUUAGGAUCAUGCCAAUUUUAUGUAUGUGGUCUAUUUUAGUAUAACCCAACUUAUAAUGGAGUAUACAUUACUUAC